CUUACUUAAUAAUAUCUCUGGAUUUAGACACAAUUUGUAGACGCAUAUAUCUCAGUUUUGCAUGAUACAGACUUUUAAGUAGCAAUCUGGUGCCUUUGCUGCCCGUUGUCUUGUAAAUAAAGCAUAUCUUGUGCUCCAGCAAGAAGGCUAGCUAUUGUGGCUAAUUGAGUGCAGCGCCAUAGGUUCCAGCAGCCUUUGGGGAGACAGGCGAAGGCUGUUACUUCACUGGGCUGUUUCCGUUGCCAACAAUAUCAGAAACUCAACGUGACUGCUUUCCAAGACAGGUAGAGCCAAGUCAUGAGUGCAGAGGAUUCAAACCCAGCCGCCACACCCACUCCCUGUGAAGACAUCCAGGGAGACGGACGAUGGAUGUCCCUUCACAAGCGCUUUGUAUCUGACAGCAAAGACAGAGAGCCUGAUGUCCUGUUUGUUGGAGACUCUCUCGUUCAGCUCAUGCAUGAAUUUGGGCAGAUAUGGCGGCAGUUGUUUUCCCCUCUCCAUUGUCUCAACUUUGGGAUUGGUGGUGAUGCAACACAACAUGUGCUGUGGAGACUGACCAAUGGCGAACUGGAUAACAUCAGCCCAAAGGUUGUUGUGCUGUGGGUUGGCACGAACAAUCAUGGUCACACAGCUGAACAGAUCUGUGCUGGUAUCUUGGCUAUUGUGCAAGUCAUCAAGAACAAGCUCCCCCAUGCCAACACGCUUGUGCUAGGUUUACUUCCCAGAGGUAAAAUGCCAAACCCUCUGCGAGUGCGAAAUGCCCAGGUAAACAAGCUAGUCCAGGAUGCCGUAUCAUCUCUUCCCCAUGGCUCCUUCCUCAACGUGGACCCUGGCUUUGUCCACUCAGAUGGUAACAUCUCUCACCAAGACAUGUACGACUACCUUCAUCUGACCCCUCUGGGCUACCAGGCUGUGUGUGAACCCCUGCACGCUCAUCUCAAGUCUAUGCUAGAUAAACCUGCUGAAAACUGAGCAAGCAGGUUAAUAAUAUACACUACGGCAGUGGUCCUCAUCCCUGUUUCCAGAGAGAGUUGCACUUACUUUAUCAAGACACUAGAUGAUGGAUAUGAUUGAAUAUUAAGAUCUCAGAACAGCAAGUGUUUGUUUGUGCCAGACCUCUCUAUAACCAGAGUAAGUGACCACUGUUAACCGAUAAUGGGACCAUGAGGUUUUGUUUUUGUGUUUAUGAUAGUUGAAAAUGAAAUGUGUUGUGCUGUAAAGAGACAAAGUCCUCCCUGAUUCACACUUGCUUCUGAUUCCCAAAGUGUUUUGUCAUAAAAGGAUUAUUUCUUCUCACUGCCACAUGACACGGGAUGAAUACGAUGAGGGCAACUCCAGGUUUGUCGACGAGUUGGCGGUUGGGAAAACAAUACUAUUUUAUUCAAAAUUACUAUCUGAAUUAGUUUUCAUAAGUAUACAGCAACAUUUUUUCUUUUUUUAUUAAUACAUUCUAUAGGUCAAAACAUUGCAUGCUGCACCACAAUGAAGGCGUUUACUUUGAUGAAACAUCAAAGCAUGAUUACAAUAGGAUAUUGAUUCCUCAGAAGGGCAAAUGACCUGCAAAUAUGCUCUCUUUCUGGGGAUAGUGGAACAGGAUCUUGGCUUGAAAAUGAUUUCCAAUUGUUUUGAUUAUGCUAAAAGAUGACUGUUUACUAGACAUACCUGCCCUUUUUUUAAGACAUUGCUGUAAUUUCCCCAUAUUGGUCUUCAACUUUGCUGAUCUCCAUGAGUUACCCUUUUUUUUGUAUUGGAUUUCCUGCUUUGUCUGCUGUGAAAAAAAGUCUGUAGUAUUAUUUUGUGCAUGUGUGUUUUGUUUUUAUAAAUAUACUUUUUUUCUUUUUUUUUUUGUACAUGUUGAUUUAAAUGACCAAAGCUUCAAAUGUUAUCUACAUGGCAAACAGUGGACACGUCAGUUUGCUUUUCAUCAUGUUGUGUUUUUUCAUUGUUGCCUUUUUCUUCACUUCUCAAAACAGCAAGAGAUUCAUGCGAGGACUUUUUUUUGCGAUUGUAAAGCUGUAUUCAUUCAUGUAGGUGGUUGUGCUUCAGACUUGGUCCAUUUGGCAGCACAACAACUCCUUCAACCAUUUGAAAUACUUUACUUCACACUAAAAUGCUUGAACACCUCUUGAAAAAGGUGCCACAGAACUUGGAUUAUAUUUCAGGAAGGCUGACAAUGUAAGUGAUAAAAGAAAUGCAUUAAAUUUCAAAAACAAAA
Molecule: messenger RNA, 2215 nt
Organism: Cololabis saira (Pacific saury)
Lineage: Eukaryota; Metazoa; Chordata; Actinopteri; Beloniformes; Belonidae
Gene: pafah1b3
Product: platelet-activating factor acetylhydrolase, isoform Ib, gamma subunit
Exons: 5
Coding region: 298-972 (224 amino acids)
Source: RefSeq, a predicted model, not a curated record